Messenger RNA from Beta vulgaris subsp. vulgaris (sugar beet), 4028 nucleotides. RefSeq names its product conserved oligomeric Golgi complex subunit 1. The record is from RefSeq and is a predicted model, not a curated record. NCBI's taxonomy places the organism in Eukaryota, Viridiplantae, Streptophyta, Magnoliopsida, Caryophyllales, Amaranthaceae. Bases 254 to 3433 code for a protein of 1059 amino acids. Gene Ontology annotation, biological process: intra-Golgi vesicle-mediated transport. Gene Ontology annotation, cellular component: Golgi apparatus; COG complex. The transcript has 6 exons.
AAUCUCAUCAAAAUAACAAAAAUAAUAAAAAAGAGGUUUAAACUCUUUAGUAAUUAAGCAACCAAAAUUGGAGCUCACUCUCCAAUCUCAGAUCACCAAUUGAUAUCAUCAUCACUCAUCUUCUUCCCCAAAUCUCACAUUCAAAUCCCUAAUAUUUUCAAUUCAUCACAUUUCAUCUCCAAUUUAGGUUUAAUGUGUUACUAAUUCCUGCAAUUUUUGGAGUUUUUCUCUCUCCUCGGAAUUCAAUUCAACAAUGAGAGCUUCAUCGGAGAAUCACUCGGCGGCGAUGGCGUCAGGAGCAGGUUUUCGUGAAGCAGAAACGCUGUUUCGCGCGAAACCAGUUUCGGAGAUUCGAAACGUGGAAAUGAACACGAGGAAACAGAUCGAAGACAAGAAAGAAGAGCUUCGUCAGCUGAUCGGAAAUCGUUACAGAGAUUUGAUUGAUUCAGCUGAUUCAAUUUUAUUGAUGAAAUCUUCAUGUGAGUCGAUUUCUUCUAAUAUUUCAUCGAUCUCUGAUUCUAUACAUUCUCUCUCAUCUGCCGUGAGCCCUAAGUUAUCGUCUAACCCUAACCCUAAUCGGUUUAAAAUUUACGGCAUUGCGAGUAGGGUGAAGUAUUUAGUUGAUACGCCGGAGAAUAUUUGGGGAUGUUUGGAUGAAUUUAUGUUUUUGGAGUCUAGUGCUAGGUAUGUUAGGGCGAAAUUGGUGUAUCAAGGGUUGAAUUUGGUGGGACAUGAUGGAGGGAUGAUUUUGAAUAAGAAUUUUCCAUUGUUGAAUCAUCAGUGGCAGAUUGUUGAGAGUUUUAAGGCUCAGAUUUCGCAGCGGAGUCGAGAGAGGUUGUUGGUGAUGUUGGAUAAGGAGGAGAGUGAUGUUUGGAAGUUACCAAUUGGGGCAUUUGCUGAUGCUCUUGCUGGAGUUGCGAUUAUCGAUGAACUCGAUCCGGAGCUGGCUUUUGGGUUGUUUUUGGACUCUAGGAAGAGUUGGAUUUUGCAGAAGUUGAGUAAUUUUGAUGAUAAUGCUGUGGUUCCUGUGCUUUGUGAGGUGACAAGAAUAAUUCAGGUGACGAUAGCGCAUGUUGGGGAGAUGUUUUUGCAAGUUUUGAAUGAUAUGCCUUUGUUUUAUAAGGUGAUUUUGGAGUCGCCACCUGCUGCGCAGUUGUUUGGUGGGAUUCUUAAUCCAGAUGAAGAGGUGAGGCUGUGGAGUGAGUUUAGGGAUAAGGUGGAAUCAAUCAUGGUGAUUCUUGAUCGGGAGUUUAUUGCAAAGGCGUGUUCUAGAUGGCUGAGGGAGUGUGGGAGAGAGAUUGUGAAGAAGAUUGAUGGGAGGUGUCUCAUUGAUGUGAUCCCAAAUGGAGCAGAACUCGCUUCGGCUGAGAAGCUCAUACGGGAGACUAUGGAGAGUAAAGAUGUGUUUGAAGGGAGCUUGGAGUGGCUGAAGAGCGUAUUUGGUUCUGAUAUUGAGCUUCCUUGGAGCAGGACUAGGGAACUUGUCUUGGAGGAGAAUGUCGACCUCUGGGAUGAGAUUUUUGAGGAUGCUUUUGUUUCGAGGAUGAAAGUUAUCAUUGAGUCAGCGUUCAGAAAUUUGACUGGGGCUGUAAACGUCUCAGACUCAAUUCGGGCGGUUGGAGGCAAUUUUGAUGAUAAGAGUGACUUUGGAGCAUAUUUAAACAGAGCCUCCGCUGAUGGCGGGGUUUGGUUUAUUGAGCCUAAUGUUAGAAAGGGAGGUAUUGUCCCUGGCAUAAAGGCCUUACACGAGGAGUUUGACUUUGGCAGUUGUUUAAGUGCGUAUUUUGGGCCAGAGGCUAGCCAAAUUAGGGAUGCAGUAGAUAGCUGUUGCUAUAAUGUGCUGGAGGACUUGCUAUAUUUUUUAGAAUCUCCAAAAGCACCUUUGAGGUUGAAAGACCUGGCACCAUAUUUGCAAAAUAAAUGCUAUGAGAGCUUGUCCACUAUCCUGACAGAUUUAACGAAUGAACUCGAGAAUUUGCGUGCUGCCCUUGACAAUGUCAAGAAGGGAGGCAAGUUUCCGCCACCAGCUGCAAUUGUUGAGAGAUCACUUUUUAUUGGAAGGCUGCUGUUUGCCUUUCGAAACCACUCAAAGCACAUCCCAGUGGUUUUAGGCUCGCCUAGAGUUUGGGUGAAUGAAAUUGUUGCUUCAGGUUCAGAGACAUUACCUUCAUCAUCAAGGUACUCUAGGUUCUUUGUGGACUCUUCAACACCUGAUAGCCCAAAGCCAUUGUUAAACAACUCUAAGAGACAAAUGUCGCUUGCUGCUAAUGCUCUCUUUGGAGUAAAUGAUACUACAAGCCCAAAACUUGGUGAACUUACAAGCAGCAUGAGAGAUCUCUCUAUUGCAGCUCAUGGUUUGUGGAUUUCAUGGGUAUCUGAUGAGCUCGCAAAUGUCCUCUCUGAAGAUCUCAGAGUGGAUGAUGCGUUAUCAGCUGCAAACCCUUUGCGUGGCUGGGAGCAGGUAGUAGUUAAGCAAGAUCAAUCAAGUGAAAGUGAUUCAGAGAUGAAGAUAUUGCUUCCAUCCAUGCCUUCUUUGUAUAUUUGUUCCUUUUUAUUUAGAGCAUGUGAAGAAGCUCAUCGUAUUGGAGGCCAUGUUCUAGACAAAACUAUUCUGCAGCGAUUUGCAAAGAGACUACUGGAAAAGGUGAUUGGAAUUUACGAUGACCUUGACACUAGUGGAGUGCAAACUUCAGAAAAAGGAAUCUUACAAGUUCUGUUAGAUUUGAGAUUUGCUGCUGAUGUUCUUUCUGGAUAUGAUUCCACUGUGAGUGAGGGAUUAUCGAAAAGUCCAUCAACAAAGUUUAACUACAGGAGGAAGCAGGAUAGGAGCACAACCAAGUCAGCUACUAGAGAGCGAAUUGAUGAUCUAAUCAACCGCUUCUCGCAGAGGCUGGAUCCAAUCGAUUGGCAAACAUUUGAACCAUACCUUUGGGAAAAUGAGAAGCAGUCUUAUUUGAGACAUGCAAUCCUCUUUGGUUUCUUUGUUCAACUUAAUCGCAUGUAUACAGACACUGUUCAGAAACUUCCAACUAAUUCAGAGUCAAAUAUAAUGAGAUGCUCCACCGUUCCAAGAUUCAAAUACCUUCCCAUCAGUGCACCUGCGUUGUCUUCUAGGGCUGUUGCCAAGGCACCAAUUCGGACUUCUUCUGAUGACGUAUCAUCAAGAAGUCCGUGGAAAGCUUAUACGAAUGGAGAGUUUUCUCCAAAGGCUUCUUUGGAUGACAAUUCAAGUUUUGGUGUGGCAGCCCCAUUUCUAAAGUCCUUCAUGCAGGUUGGGAGUAGAUUUGGAGAGGGAACAUUUAAAUUGGGUUCAAUGCUAACGGAUACGCGGUUCAAGGAUAAAUCAGCUGCUUCCAUGUCAUUUGGUGAUAUUCUACCUGUCCAAGCUGCAGGCCUCUUAUCAUCAUUUACAGCCACCAGAUCUGACUCUUAAAUGAUCAUAGUGAAUCACGAGUCAUAUCUCUUACAUCUCUUACCAAAUGUCAUACAUUUUCAGAGAACCUUAUGUCUAUUUGAGAUCCGGCCAAGUCUUUUAGGAUUGGUAUUAAAAGUUGGUCUCAAUUUGCAAGUAUCACAUGACCAUGUGUAGAUAACGUCCAUUACAUAUUGGGCGGAACGAAUAUGUGAGUUGGUUUUGCUCCGCUUACUAUGGACUGUAUGCUCCGUUUACUGUGGACUGUCUGCUCCAUAUUGGAGUGUUGGAUCCUACCAGUCCUUGUACCGGUUGAUGUCAUCGAGCAAGCAUGUGGAUAUUUACUUUCAAUGCCAGCAUCCAAGUUAAGCCCAGAUUGUAUGGUGUUCUUCCUCCCUCCCCUGAACACAUAUGCUGCUAGCCUAGUAGGCGUUUUGGGAAGGCAACAAUUGUAUACCAAAAGAGAAAUAUAGUCUGAUGUAAUGUUAUAGUUCUAUAGAAAAUUUAUUCGUUAAUUUGGUGGGAGUAUUUCAUUUUUGAAUCAAAGUUGCAUGGUUGUACAUUAAACAGCACGAAUGUAGUAUAGUCAGUCAUUAUAUGUCUUUGGUUUUUGUAA